AUGGAUCCUUCAAAACAAUUACAACAGCAAGCGGGUGAUGCGAUGGAAGACUCUUCUAAGUAUAGAAGGCAAAUAGGGAGACUGCUAUACUUAUGCAUUACUAGACCCGACAUCACUUUUGCUGUGCAUAAACUAAGUCAGUACGUAUCAAAUCCAUGUGUUGAUCAUUGGGAAGCAAGUGAGAGGAUAUUGAGAUACUUGAAAGCUACACCAGGUCAUGGGCUGUUCUAUUCUAGCAAAGCAACACCAACACUUAGCAUUUUUUCAGAUGCUGAUUGGGCAGCUUGCCCAGAUACUCGACGCUCUAUGACUGGAUACUGCCUUUUUCUUGGAUCUUCACUGGUGUCAUGGAAAUCCAAGAAGCAACAAACCAUAUCUAGAUCCUCUGCCGAAGCUGAGUACCGAGCAAUGGCUCAAGCAACUUGUGAAGUGACUUGGGCUAUUGCACUAUUAAAAGACUUUGGAGUAAAAGUAGAGAAGGCAGUCCCUCUCUUUUUGAGGGAAAAGUAUUUGGAAGGAAUCAUCAAACCAAUGCACAUCAAGAAUGACUUGCAACUGGCAGAUAUAUUUACAAAGGCUCUUGGUGCUACUGCUUUUGAGAAGAUCUUGAGCAAGAUGAGUUUCUACAGCUUAUACACUCCAUCUUGA
Molecule: messenger RNA, 648 nt
Organism: Salvia splendens (bonfire salvia)
Lineage: Eukaryota; Viridiplantae; Streptophyta; Magnoliopsida; Lamiales; Lamiaceae
Product: secreted RxLR effector protein 161-like
Exons: 2
Coding region: 1-648 (215 amino acids)
Source: RefSeq, a predicted model, not a curated record